This is a messenger RNA of Perca flavescens (yellow perch), 2812 nucleotides long. Its product is annotated as F-box only protein 41. Lineage: Eukaryota; Metazoa; Chordata; Actinopteri; Perciformes; Percidae. The transcript has 17 exons. The record is from RefSeq and is a predicted model, not a curated record. Gene Ontology annotation, molecular function: protein binding. The coding region runs from base 310 to 2751 and encodes 813 amino acids.
UCAGGCCUGACACGUCACGCGGCUUUUACGUCACGGGGCAGCACGCGGCUGCUGCAGGGCAGAGCAGAGAGGCAGGCAGAGCGAGCGCGAGGAGCGGCGGUUGUUUUUUUUUUUUUUUGCUCCCGUUCUCCGAACCCGAACGUUCCCGAUCGAUUCGCCGAACGUUCCCGAUCGAUCCGCCCGCUGCUGCUACCUGCACGAGCACGGAAUCACCUCGGCGGUAAAAACGUUGUAACCAUGGCAGCGGAGGGCUCCGUAGCCUGAAGCGGAGAGACCCACAGCCACAAGCGACAGAUUAAGGUCUGCAGCAUGUCUUCCUCCUCUCCCUCCUACUCUCCCUCCUCCUCUUCCUCCUCUUCCUCCCUGGCGCUGCCCUACUUCUGUCCUCGCUGUGGCGACCACGUUCGUUUCUCGUCCGUACCGGAGCUCCGGGUUCACCUGGUCAGCCGACACACCUACGAGACGCUGCUGCUGCUGUCACAGGCUGGAGGUGUCAGAAGCUCCAGAGCCGGUGUCCUGCUCCCACUCCCGGGCCAAGCUGUACCCCAGAAACAGAGCUCCUCUGUGGGCAUGGGAGCGGCCGGCCUGCCCCUGCCGCUGGCCUGCCUGGAUCUCGCCUCGUCCUCCGUGGUCUCCGUCCAGCUGCUCGGGGAAGUGUUCGGUCCUUCGAGCCGCCCUCUGGCUCCGGGGGACCCCUCCACGGCCGUGGCCCUGCCCGGCUCCGUGGAGCCCUUCCUGGGGAGGAGGCCCGGCGAGGUGGGGGUCCAGCUGGGGCUCCAGCUGGGGGUCGGGCUGGACCGUAAGGUCGCGCGCACCUUCGCUGAGGUGGAGGAGAGGGUGAACCGCCGCAUGGGCCGCCUGGAGGUGGAGCUCCAGAGGAGGGAGGCGGAGCUAGAGAGGGAGCGCCGUGGCGGGGAGCGGCUGAGGACGGAGAAACAGGAAGUGGAAGAGAGGGCAGCGUACCUGUCCAGACAGGUCUCUGCUGCCGUGGAGAUGAUGGAGCGACUAAAGAGAGAUCUGGAAGGAAAAGAUAAAGAGCUGAAUGAACGACAACGGGAGAUGGUCGACAUCGAGUGUUUUCUGAGGGCGACAGCAGAGAAAGAGGCCGCGGCCAAGUCCAGACUGCAGGUGUUCAUCGAGACGCUGUUGGAGCGAGCCGACCGCGCUGAGAGACAGCUGCUGCUGCUGAGCGCGCACACGCAUCACCACGACAACAACCGCUACGCACACACGUACGACGUCGCCGAGGGAUACGCCGCCGUACCGGGCCGAGCCGGGCGCAGCCUGGACGCCAGCACGGACGACAUCAUCGCAAACAAGAUGCAGGAAACCAUCGGCAACCGGCGGAGUUACAGCGUUUCAGCCUCCGACAGACUGGGAGAUCAGCCGUACGGCCAACAUCCCGACAGUGGUCCGACUGCUCGGAUGAGGACUCUGUCUCUGGGUUCAGGCGGCUGGGACGGUGAGGGGGGGCUGUUCCCCCCCGAGCACUACGCCCCACACUGGACCCACCGAGAGGGUCCCGGCUGGGGGGGGGCGGAGGGGGGGUGUGGGAGGACCUGGAGCAGAAGAAACCGUCGCCAAUACAGCACUGAAGAAGAAGAGGAAGAGGAAGAUGACGAUGAUGAAGAAGAAGAAGAGGGGUUCUGGAGCAGCGCUGAGAUGAGGAGAUUUGUCUUGGCCAGGAAACAUACGCCUGGUUCAGAUACCCCUUCCUCCCUCUGCUCCCCCCCCUCCCGUCGUCGUGGCAACAGGCAGCUGGGGGCGGGCACCCUGAGGCUGAGGGCGGGACUUUUCUGCGUGUUUCCGUAUCUGGACGUACGCUCGCUGCUGCGCGCGGCCGAGGUCUGCUCUGAUUGGAGGUUCGUCGCCAGGCACCCAGCGGUCUGGACACGCCUCCGGCUGGAGAACGCCAGGGUUUCGGCCGAGUUUCUGACCACUCUGUCUCAGUGGUGUACUCAAACUCAGUCCGUGGUUCUGAACAACCUGAAGCCUCGAAGCAAACGAGUCAACGAGACGCGAGAGGAUUACCACAAGAACACACGAGGCAGCGUGGAGCCGGGGGUUGAGGCCCUACUGAGGUCGGCAGGGGGCAGUCUGCUCCACCUGUCUGUCUCUCAGUGUCCCCACAUCCUCACCGACCGGACGCUGUGGCUCGCCAGCUGCUACAGCCGCAACCUGAAGACACUCACAUACAGGAGUUCAUCAGAUCCCAUUGGUCACGAGGUUCUCUGGGCCCUGGGCGCGGGCUGCAGGAACAUCAGCAGCCUGCAGGUGGCGCCGGCUCACCCCUGCCAACAGCCCACUCGGUUUGGAAACCGCUGCCUGCAGACGAUUGGUCGAUGCUGGCCACACCUCCGCUCGCUCGGUGUGGGCGGGGCCAGCUGUGGCACUCAGGGAUUGGCUGCUCUGGGUGAGCACUGUGCCCACCUCCAGGUUCUGGAGCUGGAGCGUAUCAGUGACCUGGGCCUUCAGGCCGCCACCGCGCUGUGUGACGCCGGACUGACCAGUCUGGAGACGCUGAUCCUGACGCACACGCCCGUCAGCGGCCAGGCCGUCCUGCACUUCCACAGUGUGUGUGAGAACAUCAGAUCUAUAACGGUGGAGGUGUCUGUAGCAGAUUACUUUGAAGAGCCGGACACUCAGGAAGCUCAACAUCUGUUUGGAGAAAUCGUCAACACGCUGAUGGUUCUUCGGGAGCAUUCGGGACUGUCUGACAUCCUGCAGGUUAAAGUGGAGGGAUUCUGCUGACCCCCGACACACACAGACACACUCAUACACACACACAGACACACACACACACUCGCACACA